AUGGCUUCGCCCCAGGAACGCCGCUGCCGCAUUCGCGAGCUGCUGCCCAACCUGCAGCUCGGCCGCUACCCCACCGGUCCCAAGAACUCGCUCACAGACGUGCCGGGCGUGCUCUGCCACACGCAGUCCAUCAUCAAGCCGGCGACGUCGACACAUGGAGCCAUCAACACCGGCGUCACCACCAUCGUGCCGCGCCGGGAUUUCUUCAACCAGGCGUGCUACGCGGGCGUCUUCCGGCUGAACGGGUCGGGCGAACUGACGGGCUCGCACUGGAUCGAGGAGACGGGCCUGCUGCACUCGCCCGUGGUGCUGACCAACAGCUUCGCCGUGGGCGCCGCCUACCAGGGCAUCUACGAGUACUGCAUCCCGCGCCACCGCGACCCGGAGAGCGGCGCCGCCGACUGGUUCCUGCUGCCCGUCGUGGGCGAGACGUUCGACGGCAUCCUCAACGACAUCGCCGCCCUGCCCGUCACGCCCGCCCACAUCGUCGCCGGCCUCGAGGCUGCGUCCGACGAGCCCGUGCCCGAGGGCAACACGGGCGGCGGCACCGGCAUGCUCUGCCACUGGUUCAAGGGCGGCACCGGCAGCGCCUCGCGCGUCGUGGCCGCCGACACCAGCGCCCGACAGCCCUCGUACACGGUCGCAGCCCUCGUGCAGGCCAACUACGGCCGCAUGCGCGACCUGCGCAUCGGGGGCGCGCCCAUCGGCCGGCUGCUGGACGACGACCUGGUGGCCGCGACGCAGGACCUGCCCGCCGACGCGUCCGUCACGGACCGGCUGGCCGCGCUGGGCCGCGUGGCGGCGGCCAAGGACAAGAAGGACGGCAGCAUCAUCAUCGUGCUGGCCACCGACGCCCCGCUGCACCCGCUGCAGUGCCAGCGCCUGGCCAAGCGCGCGACAAUGGGGCUCGCCCGCGUCGGCGGCAACGCCCACAACCAGUCCGGCGACGUCUUCCUCGCCUUCAGCACCGCCAACGAGGUGCCGGUGCAGACGCUGACGGCGGGAGAGUCAAAGGUGGAUCCGUGGAAGCCGCGGCCGUUGAGCGUCGACGUCGUCGACGACCAGACGAUUAACGCCCUGUUCGAGGCCACGGCCGACGCGGUCGAGGAGGCCAUUUUGAAUGCCCUGUGCAUGGCUGAGACCAUGACGGGGCUGGGCGGGUUGAGGGUGGAGGCGCUGCCGCUGGCGAAGGUCAAGCAGAUGAUGGAGAAGUACCUGUGA
This is a messenger RNA of Diplodia corticola, 1221 nucleotides long. Its product is annotated as peptidase family t4 protein. The record is from RefSeq and is a predicted model, not a curated record. NCBI's taxonomy places the organism in Eukaryota, Fungi, Ascomycota, Dothideomycetes, Botryosphaeriales, Botryosphaeriaceae. Gene Ontology annotation, molecular function: aminopeptidase activity. The transcript has a single exon. The coding region runs from base 1 to 1221 and encodes 406 amino acids.